AUGUCUCGUAAGGCGCGCGCACUGUCCGACCCCGUCGGGUGCCUUAAGAAGUUUGACGUCGCCAUGGAGGCGGGCGGAGCCACCGUUGUGCUGGCCGCGGAAGACAAGUCCGUUCCCGCGGAUGAUAGAGCCGACUUCACAGCCGCAGACUUAAGCGCGAUAGAUGAUUCACGGUGUGGAUCCAGCGUGAAGAGCGUCUACGGGUUCCAUCGUGUGCUUUCGGAAUUCGUGGCUCUGGCCAAGAAUUCUAAUGCUCUGGUCCGAGCCGCAGCGAACAAGAAUCUGAAGGGGUCAACUCGCCUCCAAAUCCUGAAGCACGCGCAGGACAUCGCUAUCAAAAUGAGCAUCUCCGACCAGACCGGAGGGUCUGGAGAGGCGUCAGGCCGGCGACACGCGCUUGAGACUAGGCAGGAGGAGUCCGACGACGAGGAAUACAAGGAAGCAGAGGGCGAUCAAGAAACCGAGGUGGCGGGUGAAGGGGAUGGCGACGGCAAGGACGGUGAGCAGCGAGACGGCAAUGUUGCCGCUGCGGCUGGCACCCAGAAAGCUGCGGUUGACACUCACGAUCUGACUGCCGCAGCAAAAACCGCGGCCCAGGAACCCUCCGCGCCUCAUGCAGAAGCGCAGCCUACUGCUGGCGCGAACGACGAAAACGCGGAAGCGAGCGACGAGGUCGCCUGCUCAACUGCGGUUGGACUCGAGACCGUGGCGGACGAUUCACCCGCGAAGGGCAAGAAGUAUGUGCCCUCUGGUGCUGGGAGUGUGGCGUUUGUUUGUGCGGUUUCCUGGAUGCAGUGUAAGGAAUGUGAUCUGAAGAGCGUGAAACAGGCCGCGCUGCUUGCAGGAGCAAACGAUCUGAGCGUGGUUCUCUACCUCGCAGUUUGGAAGCAUAUCGUCACGGCAGCGAUGAAGGGACAUGAUGCUGCUAAGAUCGAGCUCCAGGUCGCGAAACAUUUCGAGGACGCGAAGAAAGCAGCUGUCACGAAAAAUGAGAAGAGCAGGUGGAUGUGUUGA
Molecule: messenger RNA, 1014 nt
Organism: Closterium sp. Naga37s-1
Lineage: Eukaryota; Viridiplantae; Streptophyta; Zygnematophyceae; Desmidiales; Closteriaceae
Source: the annotation of a GenBank genome assembly